AUGGAUUUCGAUUUGGAGUACAUAUACAAGCACUAUGUUGAGUCGUCCGACGGGUCAUCUGACGAGGAGGACUACAUGGAUGAGACGGUGAUGAUGCAUGUGGUCCUUGAAGACACGGAGCAUGCGGAGGAGCAUGUUCUCAAUUUCAAGGGCUCGAUCAAGGGUCAUCGACUGCUCAACCGCAACAGGGCGCACGACCAUUUAACACUGAUGGCCGACUACUUUACCCCCGAUGCGCUAUUCGCUGACCAUUUUCACCGGUGUUUUUCAAUGCGCAAGACUGUUUUCGAUUGUUUGUACCAUGGUGUCCGGUCCUAUGAUGACUACUUCAUCUUGAAGAAGGACAUCGUGGGAACGAUUGGGUUCUCUGGUUACCAGAAGUGCGCGGCCGCGCUCAUGCUUGCAUAUGGCACGACCACUGAUUCCUGGGGCGAGUACCUACAGAUGUCUGAGAGCACAUGCGGAGAUGCCAUGGUCAGGUUUGCAACUGUUGUGGUGGAGGUGUAUGGACCUUAG
Molecule: messenger RNA, 516 nt
Organism: Aegilops tauschii subsp. strangulata
Lineage: Eukaryota; Viridiplantae; Streptophyta; Magnoliopsida; Poales; Poaceae
Source: RefSeq, a predicted model, not a curated record